AUAAGAUAAUAUGCUCUGAGAUCAGAACCACAUUCCCUUCCUGCUUUCAGUCUCGUGCUUACUCUCAGAACUCUACUCUUAGAACAGAAGAAGCCCAGCCUAGUGUCAGGUGCCACGGAUUUGAUAAUUCAGAGUCAGGGCCUCACUCAGCCUCGGAAACUGUGGAAUUACUCGUGGACCUCUCCCUCGAUGGAACCUUGAGAACACAGCAAUUUGUUUCCUUUCUUCAGAGUAAACUCAGGCAGAGCUUUGGGUCUUUGCACCUCUGCUGCAGAGAUUUGGAAAUUGUUGACAUGUCUGCCCACAGAAGUAUGCUGCAGUUUCUGGAUCCACAAUGCAUUGACUACCUGCAGGUGGAUCAGGCUCAUUUGAGGGAUGUCAACACUCUUCUGGCUCAGACGGCCCACCUGUACGGCCUUCGUCUGUCUAACAUCCGCUUUAGAUGUUUUCUGGGGAUACACUUCCAAACUUUUCUCCACUGUCUUGGGAAGCUGGACAGCCUCCAAGAGCUCGACUUGUCUACCCAGUACCUCAGAGAUCAAUUGCACAGACUUCUCAGAGUGCUGCCACCUCAGCUGAAGACACUGAAUCUGUCUUUCUGUGGCCUGUCUAUCGAAGAUGUCACCGUCCUUUCUCAGAGCUCUCAGGCCACCCACCUAAGUCAGUUGAAUCUCAGUCACAACCAGAUAUUCCCAGAGGCUCAUGAGCCCUUCCAGACUCUGCUAGAGAGGGCCUCAGGUACCCUGCAGCAUCUGGAAAUAAAUAAUUGCCUAUUAACUGAUUCUACUCUCUCUGCUCUCCUGCCAGCUCUGAGCCACUGUUCGUGCCUCCGCGUCCUUAGCUUUGCCUUCAACCGCAUUACAAUGCCUGUGCUCACGAACCUUCUGCAGCACCUAACAUCCUUGAUGGAGCUGAAGCAUGUGAUUUAUCCCAUCCCUCUCCAUUGCUACAGAGAAUGGGAUGUUCCUGGCAGUUUGAACCGACGGCAGUUGGCUGAAGUGCAGGACCGAUUGAAGGCAAUGCUGCAGGCAGUACAGCGGGACGACAUGAUUUGGAGUACUCGUUCUGCGUGAUUCCCGUAGUACAAGGAGUCUUGUCAGCACUGAUGUGUGGCCACAAAAGCGCUCAGUGUUUUGCUUGAAGGCCUAAUUUGUAGAGACACAUGUAUAAUUGUACUGUUUGGGAAAAGGACGGUCAGGGAGAUUGGCUGUGUCCUUGACCUCUGUGAAAGAGGAACUCUAAGAAGGAAGGAGAGGAAUUUGGAAGCUCCUGUGGAUCUGUUGCCCAUUGCCCUCUACAUCCUCUUCUGCUUGCUAAGUACAGUGUUGGUUACAUGAUGGGAGCACUCUCCCAGUUAUGUCCCAUCACUUCCCUGUGCACACGGGUGGGUCCAUUUAUCCUCAUAGGCCCUUGGCAUGAGUCUGAUGAACUGAAACUUUCCCUGGCUGUGGUAGUUGUUGAAGCCAAUAAUUUCACUCUCGAGGGCCCUGAAUACUUCUUGUAUGUAUGAUUGCCUUAGGUUGCUUAUGAGAAACCCUAUGCAAGGGGAAGGAAACAAACAAACUACCCCCACUGUCUGCUGGUGUCUUUGUCAUGUUGCUAGCUGCCUCUGCAGGUCUCAGACCCCUGGCUCAGUUACUUUUACUUCACAUGCAC
Molecule: messenger RNA, 1656 nt
Organism: Manis javanica (Malayan pangolin)
Lineage: Eukaryota; Metazoa; Chordata; Mammalia; Pholidota; Manidae
Product: melanoma antigen preferentially expressed in tumors-like
Cellular component (GO): cytoplasm
Source: RefSeq, a predicted model, not a curated record